This is a messenger RNA of Cuculus canorus (common cuckoo), 517 nucleotides long. RefSeq names its product islet amyloid polypeptide (gene IAPP). The record is from RefSeq and is a predicted model, not a curated record. The transcript is spliced from 4 exons. Gene Ontology annotation, molecular function: hormone activity. Gene Ontology annotation, cellular component: extracellular region. Bases 116 to 517 code for a protein of 133 amino acids. NCBI's taxonomy places the organism in Eukaryota, Metazoa, Chordata, Aves, Cuculiformes, Cuculidae.
GGGAUACUCCAGAGCUAGAUGCAAGCGUGGAAUUGUUACAUGCAUCCUUCUUGCUGACACAGGCGCGCUUCUUCUGUUAGCUCCCUGACCAAUAAAAGAAUAUUUGGAAGCAAAGAUGUGCAACCUAAAGCUGUCAGUUUUCUUCAUUGCACUUUCUGUCACUCUGAGCUGUUUGAAAGCUACACCUAUUGAGAAAUUAUUGUCUAAGGCUGAUGAUCUCCCUGAUGGUGCUUCCAAGAGACAAGGGUGGAUAUUGCCAGUAAUGCCACAGAAUACACUCUCAGGAUUUGGUGAGGAAAUAUCAGAACAACCAGCAGCAAAGACAAAAAGAAGUCAUCAGCUGGAGAAACGGAAAUGCAACACUGCUACGUGUGUGACACAACGCUUGGCUGACUUUUUGGUUCGUUCCAGCAACAGCAUUGGAGCAAUUUAUCCACCCACAAAUGUAGGGUCCAAUACAUAUGGAAAGAGGGACACAGCUGGGCUUUUAAGCAGAGAACCCCAAAACAAUGCAUAG